AUUUGACGUUUAGCAAAGGCAAAAGCGGCAAAGAAUAUCCUAUAUAUACAUAAAUGACGUUCAACGCUUCUUGAUUCGACAUACACCUAUAUUACAUCAAUUGCAAUAGUUUCUUCCUUUAAAUAAACACUUUUGCAAAAAGAGGAAAAUGAACGAAAACGGAGAGAGUGAGACAAAAAUUAUGACAAAUGGAUUCGAGAAAAAUGAUGUGGAGAAGGAAGUAAAUUCAAUGUCGUUGAACGAAAGUGAACCGGAGGAAGUUGAAAUUCCAGUGCCUUGGGGUCACAUUAGUGGCAAAUGGUGGGGUUCGAGGGGAAUCCAGCCGAUUGUGGCGUUACAUGGGCGACAAGAUAAUGCAGGCAGCUUCGAUAAAUUAAUGUCACUUAUGCCUAAAAGUAUUUCUAUAUUGUGCUUGGAUUUACCUGGCCACGGGUUCUCGUCCCAUUAUCCAAAGGGACAGUCCUAUUAUGUCCACUGGGACGGUAUCGUCUUGCUUCGUCGCAUUGUUCGUUACUAUAAAUGGAAAAAGGUAAAAUUAUUGGGACACUCGUUGGGUGGUGCGAUAUCGUUUUUGUACGCAGCUUCCUAUCCGGACGAGGUUGAAUAUGUGAUAAGUCUCGACAUUGCGAGUCCAAGUGUUCGUGACAUUACAAAAUCGGUGGAAAUCACGGGCACUUAUAUCGAUAGAUUUUUGAAAUACGAAGAUUUGACACUGGACUCGGUGCCUUGCUAUAAUUACAAGGAAAUGAUUGACAUUGUCGAGACGGCGUACAAUGGGGACAUCACCAGAGAGAGUGCGGAGAUUUUAAUGAAACGCGGAAUGCAACCGGCUCCGAUUAUGAAUCACUAUUAUUUCCGUCGUGAUCCACGACUAAAGGUUUCUCUAUUGGGAAUGCUGUCAAUGGAUCUCGUUUUGGCGUUCGCAAAAAAAAUUAAAUGCGCCUAUCUUAAUAUUCGCGCAAUGCCUGGCAUGAAAUUUGAACAACCAGAAUCUUAUCAUCGCGUAUUGGACGAAAUAAAACUCACAGCGUCGAAAUUUGAAUAUCGAGAAGUCGAAGGCAGUCAUCAUGUUCAUUUGAAUAAUCCCGAACGAAUUGCUCCAAUUAUCAUCGAAUUUUUAGGACUUUAACGUUACUAUUAUUAUCUUUUUUUUUUAUUUCAAGCCUAGCAGAAUUAUUAUCACAAUUUUUUAUCUUUUUAUUUUUUAAAUCCAAUCUAAAAAUAAUAGUAAUCAUUUAAAUUCUAAAUUUUAAUUUUAAAAGAAAUAGUUAUAAUUUGAAUUCAAUCUAAAAGUAAUAGAAAUAAUUUAAAUUCGAUCUGAAAGUAAUAGUAAUGAUUUAAAUUCGAUCUGAAAGAAAUAGUGAUAAUUUGAAUUCAAUCUAAAAGUAAUAGUAAUUAUUUAAAUUAAAUCUAAAAAAAAAUAAUAAUAGACAGACUAUUUUAAUAGUAUUGGGAAUUUAAGUAGAGAAUUAAUAUUUAAAGGAAGAAAAAAUUCCGAAUCAAUUCGAAUGAAGUUUGGAAAUUAAUUAAUUUAAAGACGAAAAUCGUAUCAGUUUCUUCCAAAUAAUUUUAAUUUACAUUGAUUUUGAGUUAAAUUAGUUAAUUUCAAUUUCAUUUGUUAACGGUGUUGUAGUUAAUUUUCUUAAUUAAGAAAAACGAAUUAACUGUUGGGAAAAUUAAAUUAAUUUUUGAUUUCUCUACUUUCGAUUUUUCGUAUCGAUCAA
Leptopilina heterotoma is the source of this 1724-nucleotide messenger RNA. RefSeq names its product probable serine hydrolase. NCBI's taxonomy places the organism in Eukaryota, Metazoa, Arthropoda, Insecta, Hymenoptera, Figitidae. The record is from RefSeq and is a predicted model, not a curated record. The coding region runs from base 149 to 1129 and encodes 326 amino acids. The transcript is spliced from 7 exons.